Marchantia polymorpha subsp. ruderalis is the source of this 2377-nucleotide messenger RNA. Lineage: Eukaryota; Viridiplantae; Streptophyta; Marchantiopsida; Marchantiales; Marchantiaceae. The record is from the annotation of a GenBank genome assembly.
GUCCGCCAUCGCCCAUACUUGUGAGACCGUGUUUCUGUAUGACACAGAUGUAGUAGUCAGUCUACUCUGGAGAGGUAACGCAAGGUUGGUGCUCUGGAAGUUGCAGAUGUACGCCUUCGUAAGUUCAAUUCAAUUUUGUUCACACGUGACGAUUCACACCUGUGCUUCGAGUUUUGGGGGACAAGUAUGGAAGGAUUUGGAAAUGUAGCUUCAUGGUCGUUUGUAGCCCACGUUCUUUAUUGAUUCCCAAGGUGGUCCGACAAAAUUGGAUAUACUCCUGAACGACGGACCUGUUUACCCUUCACCAGCUAGUGCCAGUUCGCUGGGUCUCGCGAGCAUUUCCGCAGGCAGCGUACAAUUGAUGUUUCUCGGGCUGGAAUGUUUCUCGGCCGAACCCUUGUUCGUGUUGGAUGCGUCGCCUUGGUUCCAUGUGCGAAGUCGGUACCUAACGUAUGAGGCUCAUUCUCAUACUUUCUUCCAUCACAGACGCCACAUGCUGAUACAAAUAUGAGGGAGGUCCUUACUUGGGGUAGAUUUCACCAGCGUGCAACAACUCCUUCUGUAAGUGGGCAGCCGAUGCCUCACUUACCGGACGAUUGAACUCUUACAGAACCAUUUUGCUCAGCUGAAAUUAGAGUCGGCUUAGCCCCGAUCGUCGAGGAUUAUCUGAGAAUGGGAACUCGCAUUCCGCUAAUGCAGAUAGGGUCGUUUGUUUCUAUCCUGCCUCCGAUGGGUUUAAGCAUUUCGGCGACAGACAACGGUGGUUGCUGGUCUAAGUCAAGUUUCAAUGGAGAUUUGCUCAGCAGCUGCGCUGUUUCAUUCUCGUCUGUGCCCUCGUGGCGAGUUCCGGGCUCUCCUGGAGCCAAGGCCAUACCCACAGUCAGCCGCUACCACAGGACACAAAGUGCAUGCGUUUCGAAAGUGAGGAAAGGAUUUGUACCCACUCUGACAAUGAGGCGCGGGCAACAUUUGGGAAAUUCGUCCUUUGAGAAGCUGAAAGUCAGAUCUCUUGUGGACGAAGCUACUGCCCACUCAUCGGAUCUUGAAGAAAUGAAGGCAUCAUCUUCCACGAGUCCGAGAAGCGAUGCAGAUGCCGAGAGCCAGUCCAGUGAAUUAGAGGUCCAGGACGAAGAAAUUUUCUGUAGAGGGCAACAGUUGCAUGCGGAAAAGGAGACAUUUGUGGGUUCGAGUGAGAGUGGCACCUCAAGUGACUUUGAUGGAAGAGACGAGGAGGCCGAGGCUGGUAUAGAAAUAGUGGAGGCGUCAACCAAUCCUAUCGAGAUGGAUUACGAAGAUAUGAAGGUGGACAGAGAGCGAGAUUGGAGCAUUGCGGAUAUGAAAAAGGUUGACGCAUUGAGAAAUUUUGAGUACAGAAUCGGAACUGAGAAGGGGGUUUUAGUAGUGCAAGUAUUGAGAGUGGAACACAUGAAAGCAGUCGAGGAACUUCUUGUGGAUUCAUUUGCUGAGCUCAUGGGGGGCUUACUUACAUAUCGGCCCCUGUUGACAUUGACUGUCCGGCAAUACGUUCGAGAUAGGUAUGCUUGCCUACCAGAUGCCGUGACCUUAAUAGGACUGUAUGCACCGGCGGAAGAUAAUGUGGUAAUGGGUAGAACAGAGGACAACGAAUCUAGCAAUUGGUUGCUGGCUGGGACAGUGGAGCUCUCUUUUUCGAACGCUGGUCAUCCAGAUAUUCCUGCUGGUCCAUCACCUCCACCAGGCUCACCUUAUCUAUGCAACAUGGCCGUCAGCUCCGCCUACCGUAGGAGAGGUAUUGGACGAGAGCUUUUGAAAGCAGCGGAGGAAUUGGCAGCGUCAAAAGGCUGUGAGGAUUUGUAUUUGCACUGCAGGAUGGUAGAUAUGGCACCCCUCAACAUGUAUCAAGGGGCCGGUUAUCAGAUAGUCGCCACAGAUAGUAUCCUUUCUCUAUUGAGCUUCCAAAGGAGGCGCUAUCUCAUGAAGAAGAGGAUCCAUCCACACAGCCUUCCUAGCUCUACUGAAUGAAGCUGCUUAUUAGUAUGUGCCUUAAACAUUGUUGUUUUUGGUGCGACAUAUGUAGAGAACGUAGGAAUAGAUAGUCUUUCAAGUGGUGGUACACCGUGGUUCAGGUGUAAGGUACGAAGGACGUCCAAGUUCACUCAGCUGGUCUUGUACAAUUACUGCGAUCUUCCGUUAGAGUAUUAUAGUUGAGCUGUGAAGUGUCCACGUGAUGCUGAAUAGGACGUAUUAAACCUCCGAUUGUACUGUACAACAAGGGUGCGGAUGUACUGAAAGGGUAGGUGAGAGGGUGUGGAUUUUUUUUUGUAUCCUCGUCUCUUAUGCCGAUGACAAAUUUGGACUACCCAUCGAUAGCUUGAUGCUGAAAAUGGAAUUUAUCUGC